AUGGCAACCGCCUCUCCAGCAACAAGUAGUGGGGAUAUUCUGGAUCCAGAUUUCGAAUCACCCAAUCGCAAGGCCAAUGUGUUCUCAUCAACAUUCAAUCUUUCAGCAACUAUCGUGGGCGGUGGUGUCUUGUCCCUUCCAUUGGCGUUUGAACGGUGUGGAAUCAUUCUGGGGUCCAUCUUGAUGGUGAUUGCUGCAAUUGUGACAGAGCGCUCCAUGUACUUGCUAUGUUUGUGCGCUCGAAUGACUGGAUCAACAAGCUAUGGUGAAGUUGGAAAGGUUGCCUUUGGAAAAUCCAUGGAAUAUUUUGUAUCGAUCCUCUUGUUUGUGAUACUUCAAUUUGCGCUGGUGGCCUACAUGGUCUUGCUUCAAGACAUUUGGACGUCUGUCCUUUACCUUUGGUUUCCAGAGGCACAAGACAUUGACAAGACCAUGGUUCUACUGGUCAUUCUUCUGAUCAUGAGUCCAUUCUUUGUACAAGACACAUUACACGCGCUACGAUACAACUGCUACGUGAGCUUUGCAUCCGUGUCGAUUCUUUGUUUGGCACUUUGUCAUUCCGCAUUCAUCACGAUUGUUGCACCCGAGCAUUCGACAAGUGUCGCAGUGGAAGUAGAAGAAACGACGCUGAAAUUGUGGAGCAGCUCGGCAGAUGAUGUUCUCUUUGCCUUUCCUAUCAUUACCCUCUCGUUUCUUGGAAUUUUCAACGCACUACCAAUCCAGAAUUCAUUGCAGCAGCCGACCCGAAGCCGUAUUCGAUUGGUCCUCAAUGGUGCGAUUGGUAGUUCUCUUGUGCUAAUGCUCCUUUUUGGGUUGGGCGGUUAUUUGUAUGCUCGAGAUGACACUGAUGGCAAUAUUCUGAACAAUAUUUCCGCUUCGGGGGGUCUGUUUUUCUUGUUGGGACGGUUGGGGUGCGGAGUCACAAUCAUGUUGGCCAUGGCUAUGAUCUUGUUGCCAUGUCGUUCUAGCCUUAUGGAAGUCUUGAACAUGCUCCUGCAGGACAGCAGUGAUACUGCAAAACAUGAUGCUGGAACACAAGUAUCAUCGCAUGUGACCGGGGAAGAGACUCCCCUACUCGCAUCUGAAGCUGGCGACGACAAACAAGUAACAGUGCUGGGCACUACACAAUACUUCCAUGAACAAAGCAAAACGAUGGACAAGUACUACUGGUGGAUUCACUAUACUUGUACAUUUGGGAUUGUUAUAUUUUGCUACGUGAUUGCCAUUCACGUUCCUGGAGUUGCUGUGGUAUGGAGCGUUUGCGGAUCUUUCUUGGCUUUCUUGAUUGCCUUUACUCUUCCGUGCGCCUUUUAUCUCAAGCUACAACACGAGAGUGAGCAGAUGCCAGACAAUGCAACAAAGGCACUCGUUGCAUUUUCAUGGUUCUUGCUGGUGACAUCAAGCAUUGCAGCGAUUGCUUGUACGAUUCAAACUACCAUGGGAUUUCUGAAGGCUGGAUAG
This is a messenger RNA of Cylindrotheca closterium, 1461 nucleotides long. The record is from the annotation of a GenBank genome assembly. NCBI's taxonomy places the organism in Eukaryota, Bacillariophyta, Bacillariophyceae, Bacillariales, Bacillariaceae.